This is a messenger RNA of Penicillium antarcticum, 288 nucleotides long. RefSeq lists its product as uncharacterized. The record is from RefSeq and is a predicted model, not a curated record. The transcript has a single exon. The coding region runs from base 1 to 288 and encodes 95 amino acids. Lineage: Eukaryota; Fungi; Ascomycota; Eurotiomycetes; Eurotiales; Aspergillaceae.
AUGCAGAUUGCAGCUGAAAUGUCCUCGAAAUGGGACAAAGAAUACAACAAGGACAACGCUGUGGUGAAACAAAAUGCUAUACAAGUGACAAUGCGAAACGAGGGACUGUUGUGGACAACAAAGAAAAACAACAAAGAAAAGAAGUUGGAUGUGCUCUACAGCAUCGAAGCUAGAAUGAACAAAGAGAGUUCAAGAAAUGAGGCACAGCAAGAGUACAUAUACUACUGCGGUAAGGUUACCGGCAGUAUGCACAUCAAUGCUAUUCCCGGCGUGUCAAGGAUAAGCUGA